This is a messenger RNA of Chiloscyllium plagiosum (whitespotted bambooshark), 549 nucleotides long. The record is from RefSeq and is a predicted model, not a curated record. Lineage: Eukaryota; Metazoa; Chordata; Chondrichthyes; Orectolobiformes; Hemiscylliidae.
AUUAUGACGUACACGGGUAAAUGUCAAACCACCACAGCACCGACCACCACUCCAUCUGAAACUACAACGACAGUCACAGUAACUCCCACAUCUACAGAAACCACAAGAUGCUCUUGCCACGCCAAUGGACAAACAUUAUCACCUGGACAGGCAGUGGUAACUUCUGUAGGUAAAUCAGACCUGUGUAAUUUCACGCUCUGUACCAAGAGCUGUGAGAUUGUGAAGUACACCGGCAAAUGUCACACCACUACAGCACCCACUACAACUCCAUCCGAAACUGCAACAACAGUAACAGUAACUCCCUCAUCGACAGAAACAACAAGAUGCUUUUGCCACGCCAAUGGACAAGUAUUCUCACCUGGGGAGAUUGUAUACAACUCUCAAGACAAAGAAGGCUGGUGUUUUUAUGCAUUAUGUGCAGAAAACUGCCAUAUUGUGAAGCACAUGAAACCAUGUGAAAAAACCACAUCACCUCAGCCAACCACACAGUCUCCCACACCAACAACAGUGUCACCAGAAGGUUGCUCAGCUCUGCAUCCUCCAAGAGCU